Molecule: messenger RNA, 1137 nt
Organism: Aphidius gifuensis
Lineage: Eukaryota; Metazoa; Arthropoda; Insecta; Hymenoptera; Braconidae
Product: suppressor of Mek1-like
Exons: 6
Coding region: 1-1137 (378 amino acids)
Source: RefSeq, a predicted model, not a curated record
AUGGAGCAUGUUGAAACAGGAAAUAAUAAUCUUAAACGCAAAAAUAUUAAAAGUGCUUUUAUUGUCAGUGAUUUAUCAAUGAAUAAAAAUGAUCUUGGUGAUAGUAUUACUGUUAAAAAAAUACCAAUGUUUAAAAAAAACGGUGGUUUAACUGAAUUUACUAAAUAUAUUACAAUUCGUAGUUGUAAUAAAAAAUUAACAAAUACUCAAUUAGCACCAUUGCUGACGAAUUCCGAGAAAUUAAUCAUUAUUAACAAAACACAAAAUCACAUUGAUGCUUCAACUAAUGAUGGUGAUAAAAAUAAUUCAGUCGAGUCAAAUAAAAUAGAAAUGGAGGCAUUGAUGUCUGAUGAAAUAAAUAAUUCAAUAAAUAAUAUUGAAAAUGGGAAUAAUAAUCAACAACAAACUACAUCAGAGAUACUUGAGGAGAAUGAUGGUGAUGCAAUGGAGAACGAUGAAGACGAAGACACACUAUCAUUAAUCAUAGAAGAGCUUGAUGAAAAUUCUCGUAGUUUAGUUGAAGAAGAAGAAGAAAAAGAAGAAUUGAAAAAAAAUGCUUAUGAAAACACCGAGUCAAAUAAUGAAGAAGUGGAUGAAUGUAAUGAUGAUUCAGUUGAUCAAGAAUCAAAUGUAUCAUUUGGACAAGAAUUAAGUGGUUUAGUUGAAGAUGAUUGUUCAAAUGUCAUUGAUUUAACACUAAGUGAUAGUGAUGACGAUGAUGAUCAUAGAAAUGGUGUUGUUUUUAUGAAACAUUUAGACAAUUGUUUUGCUAAAGCUAGAGCUUCAAAUGGUCCAAAACGUAAUGAGAAUAAUGAUGAUGUUGCUGUUGUUAAAAAAGAGCUAGAAUUAAUUAAUUCUAAAGAAAAAAUAAACACAGGUGGGUCUCAAGAUGAUAAUGAAAAUAAUAAAAAUACAAAAACUCUUGAAAGUACAACUGAAGCUACUGAUAAUAAUUUAUAUUAUAAAAUAAAAGAUAAAUUUUCAUGGGUAUUUAAAGAUGAUGAAGGACAACAUACUGAUAAUACCAAUAAAAUUGGUGAAUUUUCUGUUAGAAAUUUUUUGACAAAAAAGAAUAUUGAUAGUGUUGCUGUAAAUGAAAAUUCAAUUUUACAAAAACAAAAUGAUGAAGGAAUAUGA